Amoebophrya sp. A25 is the source of this 997-nucleotide messenger RNA. The record is from the annotation of a GenBank genome assembly. Lineage: Eukaryota; Dinophyceae; Syndiniales; Amoebophryaceae.
AUGCACUUUCAGGACUGCGAGAAGAAAGAGAGCGUAGAAAAAGGCUACAUGGUGAAGUGUCUUUCAGUGGAUGCCAAGCCAGGACCUACUGGGCAGAGUGGAGGUAAGCGACCUACGGUUUUAGAGUGGGUACGGAAGAAAGUGCCAGGAGUGCCGAGCGGCGAUGAUGGGGGUGUUAUGAUUUUUGUUGAAGAAUAUUUAGACAGAGAGACGUCGUAAUUUUCACUGUGCUUCUCGCAUUCUAAGGAUUCAUCGAGGACCACCUGUUUCUCAAGGUUCAGCCGACAUCGAGCCCCAGCAUCUAUCAUCGAGGACCACCUGUUUCUCAAGCAUCAGUCCUUCCCACAGUUCUUCCCACCCAGUCUUUUGUCUGUGUACUGUUCCCACCACAGUCGUUCCCACCCACUUCAGGCUCGCCCCUUGUCUGUGUACCUACUGUGCGCAAAUUGCUCGCAGAGUUUCAGACUUUCUGAGUAUGAGUGUGAGGGUUCGGGUUUGAUAAGUCCUUCUAAUCCCUCCACCCCAGCCGACGAGGACCAUCCGUUUAUCAAGCAUCCAAUCCUCCUUCUAAUCCCUAAACCCCAGCCGACACCAUCGAGGACCACCUGUUUAUCAAGCAUCCGAAUGGGCUAAGAGAACGAGCGCAGAUCGGUGGUGACGGAGCCACCUCAGAGGUGAUCGACAAUGACAGGAACUUGGCCAAUCCUAGUUGCCCAGCUGGAUUGGGAAAAUGCGGCGUUCCUUGUGUACCGAAGAUCAUGGUGAUUAUGGUUUCAAGAGGACCACGACAAAGAUGGUAGAGAAAUAGAAAUUCCAUUUCAAGAACCUUGUUUGUAUGACGAAUACAAAUACAAACACAUGAUGUUUGUACUAGUUGUACGACGAAUACAAAUACAACGAGAACUACAUGAUGCUCGUGUAUAGCUACAAGCUUUACUACCUUGACAAGUGAUCACCUCUCUCGAAUCCCCCAGCUGGCACCGCCGACCCACCUGCU